Molecule: messenger RNA, 5461 nt
Organism: Synchiropus splendidus (mandarinfish)
Lineage: Eukaryota; Metazoa; Chordata; Actinopteri; Syngnathiformes; Callionymidae
Product: monocarboxylate transporter 2-like
Exons: 5
Coding region: 310-1752 (480 amino acids)
Biological process (GO): transmembrane transport; monocarboxylic acid transport
Cellular component (GO): membrane
Molecular function (GO): monocarboxylic acid transmembrane transporter activity
Source: RefSeq, a predicted model, not a curated record
AUUGUCCGGAAAAAUAUUCAGGACGCGCGCCUUUGAACGUCCUCGCUUUAAUAACAACGCCGUUGAGGGGCGCCGCAGAAGAAGAAGACGCGUCGUUCAGGAUCAGCUUUGAGUCCAAAAUAGCACCGGCAGCAGCACCGCCCUCUGCUCCCACUCCACGUCACGCAGCUCAGCAGGAAAUUUAAACACACGUUGGUCCAGAGACACAACACACGCGCGCACACACGCAUCUCUGUGCUCCAAGGUCAGCGGUGCGUUCAGUGGAAACUCCGUUCGCAGCGAAGGGAGAAGUCUUGAGCUGGGCCAGAGAUGCCGGCCCCACCAGGUCCCCCCGCCGUACCCCCGCCAGAUGGUGGAUGGGGGUGGGCCGUGGUCUUUGGAUCGUUUAUAUCCAUAGGCUUCUCCUAUGCCUUCCCCAAAGCCAUCACUGUGUUCUUCAAAGACAUCCAGAUCAUCUUUGAUGCCUCCAGCAGUCAGGUGGCCUGGAUCUCCUCCAUCAUGCUGGCUGUCAUGUAUGCUGCAGGUCCCAUCAGCAGCAUCCUGGUCAACACGUAUGGCUGCCGGCCCGUUGUCAUGAUUGGGGGCAUCUUCUGCGCUGUCGGAAUGAUCGCCGCGUCCUUCUGCACCAACGUGCUCCAGCUCUACAUGUGCAUCGGCGUCAUUAGCGGAAUUGGUCUUGCCUUCAACCUCCAGCCGGCGCUAACUAUGAUCGGAAAGUACUUCUAUAAAAGGAGACCUCUUGCUAAUGGACUGGCCAUGACAGGCAGUCCAGUGUUCCUCAGCACGCUGGCCCCCCUGAAUCAGUACCUCUUCAACAAGUUUGGCUGGCGAGGGAGCUUCCUCAUCCUGGGCGGUUUGUUGCUGAACUGCUGUGUGGCUGGCUCCCUCAUGAGGCCUCUCAAACCUCCGCCUGGCGAGGCCAAGAAGGAAGAAAAGGAACCUGAUGCUACUGUGGCCAAAAAAGAGAAGCUGUCCGCGUGGCAGAUUGUAAACAAAUACCUGGACUUGACACUCUUCACACACCGGGGCUUCCUCAUCUACCUUUCGGGCAACUGCAUUAUGUUCCUGGGAUUUUUUGCGCCCAUCGUCUUUCUGGCUGCGUAUGCCAAGAACAUGGGUGUGGAUGAGUACUCGGCUGCCUUUCUCCUCUCCAUCCUUGCAUUCACCGACAUGGUUGCAAGGCCUUCGAUGGGGUUGCUGGCAAACACCCGCUGGAUCAGACCACGGAUCCAGUACUUCUUCUGCUUCGCCGUGCUCUACAAUGGAGUUUGCCACAUCCUGUGCCCAGUGGCGCAAAGUUACUCUGGACUGGUGGUGUACGCUAUCUUCUUUGGGUUUGCCUUUGGCAUGGUGAGCUCGGUCCUGUUUGAGACCUUAAUGGACCUUGUUGGGGCUCCAAGGUUCUCCAGCGCUGUAGGACUUACCACCAUUGUGGAAUGCUGCCCGGUGCUUAUUGGUCCCCCAAUAGCAGGAAAGCUGGUGGACGCCACCGGGGAUUACAAGGUGAUGUAUCUCUUCUGUGGCGGUGUCGUCAUUCUGGCCAGUAUUUGGCUCUUCAUCGGAAACUUCAUCAACUACAGACUACUGGCACGAGAACGCAAGUAUGCAGAGCAAUACAAACAGACGAACACGGAAGAUCCUGACAAAGCCCAAGAAAAGAAGGAUGACCUGAAGGAUUCCCAGGACCUUGUGGACAUUGUUUCCGACAACCAAACCGAUGGUGAACCGAUGCAGCGGGAAACCAACAUCUAGCGUUGCACCGUCCAUCACAUUUGAUCAACUGAGCCAAGAAGGCCCUCCAGGUGCUCCAACGGCCACUUUGAAACUCACUUCUAGUCAACUGCCAGUGUUGUGUGAGACUGUCAUGGUAUAGCUAAGACAAACGCUGCGUGAAUGUGUACGGCAAACUGUAUUUUCUGUCCUGCUACGUUUAAAUGGGAAUUGAAAGAAGAGGGUGAUCACAGUGUUAAAAUUUCAGAACUAAUUCAGAUUGAAUAUUUGCAAUAAUUUAUUGGCCCUGUACUUUCCUUCAGAUUUUGAAACCAAAUAUCUUUGGCGAUAAGGUGUAGUCGGACAGAAAGGUUAUAAACAGCGUAUGAAUGUGCACUCACAACUGUAUUGUCAGUCUUGCAAAGAUCAAACCGCGACACUGAACAAAGAAAAAAAAACUGCAGACUUAAAAGACGAUCUGUUGAAAAUUCAUUCCAUUAGCCUUCACUGAAUGUGCAAAAUGUUUCCUUUGUCCUUGACCCUUUACAUGCGCCGUUCAUUUGUUGUGCACCAAAGCAAUCGACUGUGAGGACAUGAUACGACCAACCUUGUCUCUUAGCCUCUGGAACUGACCCGCAAAAACUUGACAAAGUACAGUGUUUCCCUCAAACCAAGUGUCUUGCCACCCAUAAUUCAUUCAUUCAAAACUAAACGUAUCCCGCUCUCACUGAAUGGUGUCACCGCUGCCUACUCUACCAACUAGGAGGCACAGUAGAAGCCUACUGGCUCAUUUGAAUGGGUGGUGCAUACUAUAAAAAACUCCCAUGAAAUCGGGUGAUUCUGUCUGUAUUGGGUGCACAUUCAUUCUAAACUAUUCUUAACUGAGCAAUUCAUCUUAAAGCUGGGACCUCACCCUUUUUGGUCUCAUCAUGACCACAUGAAAAAACAAUCCAUGUUUGUCAGUUCCUUAUAGCACUUUAUUGCUUCCAAAGGUUUCUGCCAAGCGUUUCACCAACCAUUUUCCUCUUCUUUUCUGAAGUAAGGUACUAGUGUAAUUUUGUACAGACAGAACGCAAAGGACGGACCUACUAGAUUAGCCAACAAUCAUGGCCUGACAGCAGAGAUGCGUGACUAUGGUCAAUAUUUUUUCCCACUUUGAACCAGAGCUACUGUUGGCCCUCCCACUCACGGUCAACGGCUCUAUUCUCAUUCUCUCAUUGCUGCCACAGAUAAGUCCAUUCUCAGGUGUGCACUGUAAAAUCCACCGUCGUCCAUUGGUCUGCUGUUUCCUGCUACUGGCCCGAUCAAUAGAUGCACUCAAUGGAUUUCAAAGUGGCGCAUUAAGACUUUAUAUAUUCCUUAUGAAACUCAGAAAAGCCCCAUCGCAUCCCUUGAUUUUGUUUCGUGAUGUACAUCAGGUUAUUUUGACUGUUAUACCGACGGACCAUUUACUUUGUACAACUGCUGCAAUGACAUUGAAAUCUGUGUGAAUGUAACUUCCUGUCAGCCUUAACACUGUUUCAGCGACCAAAACUCAUCUAGAUUUAGCUGCACAGAGAAUCAGGUAUCUGUCUUUUGCUCACUGUCUGUGAUGCCUUAACACACAUGAAGGGAAUAUGAGGCGGUAAUCAUUUCAACUGUUGAAGUGGAAAGGGUUUGAAAUUUGGAAGUACGACAGCGUAUGAAGAGGUGACACUUUGGUGAAACACAACCUGUUAGCCGGGAGCAAAUAUUUUCCAAAUGAACACUUACAGCUUCCCUCAGCCAUGUCCUCAUUUACUGAAGACCUCCAUCUUCAGCUCCGUGAAAUUGUUGAAUGUUGAAGGGGUUCUUGGAUUUUUCGAUGGUCUCGUCCGAGUUCUUGAAUAUAGCAGGCAGUAAAACAAAUGCAGAUGUGGUUUGGACAGUUUUGAACUUAGAGAUCCUGAUCCUUAUCACUGCCACUUUAGUGAUCAGAGAUGAAGGUCUGAUUGACAAGUAUAACUCUAGCAUACAGCGGUGGAUAAAAGCUUGAGGACACCCCAGGCUUUCUACUGGCAGGACCUCUAAAUAGUCAUUCCGUUUUCAACACAUCAGAAUCUGAAAACUUUAUUAUUCCCAAGGGAAAUUAUGUUCGUAACAUGCUCUGUACACAACAUAUCACAAUAAAAUGAAAAAUAAAUUAUAUUAUAAAGUGCAAAAAGUAAUACAAAAGAGCUGAGAAACAAUUCUCUCAUUCUCAAACAUUCUCUCCAAUUUGUUGACUGGACGAUGUUGAAAACUGACAUGUUGAAACGGUUAAGAAUAUAGUUUUGUUGGUUUUUGCUGACAAAUGAAUAAACAUUAAUAUUGUAAUCAAUUUUAAUGGUGUCCAAAUACAUGGUAAAACAGCGAUUUCUCAAUUGUUGCUGCAGUUCCUAUCUCAUCGGCUUGAAAAGGUGGCAUCAAUUGCUCAAUAAAAAUAGAUGUUUUUGUUCCCCUUUCCAAUUCUCAUCAUGCAACAGCCUGGUUUUGUCAGUGGCCCUCAUACGCUGUCGUACACGAUGGAAUGAAAAAUGUAUUUUCAAUGUAUUUGUGUUGUUGUUUUUGUAUCAGUGUGCAUUUGCGUGGUAAUGGAAUAGUAUUCUGUGUAUCUAAUACUCUUGUAGACAAAAAAAACCAUGUAAAGCUAAAUUAUUUUUGCUAAUAAUGAGAAAAAAUAAUUUAAACUAAAGCUUAAAAAAAAUAAAUUUAAUGAAAAUGGUUGUGACAUAGCUAGCAAUUUGAAUCAGCCUCACUAGUCAUUGUCACACGUCCUGCUUCUAUUUUUUUUUACCUUGUAUUGUGCUGCUGAUUAUUUUGCAGCGGAAGCAAUAACAUAGUUGCUACUCUGGCGUCAUUGCCACGCUGAUGUGACUAGCGGAAGAUAAAAGCAAAUUUCCAAAGUGUCAACCCUGUUGAUGACGCACCCAGGCUGAUAUGUUAAGCUGUAUUGAUCAGCCUCUAAAGUUGGGGAGUGUUGGACGUCACUUUUGUGUUUCAAACAUUUGUGGCAUUGUGGGUACGAAUUAUAUGCCUAAAAACUGCACCCAUCUGUCUUUAAUAUGUCUUUGUUUGCGUUUAACUGAGAUUAGAAAUUAAACUGAGCAGCGCAAGUGUCCCAAGGUUAAUGUCUGAGGCAUUGGUGCAGAAGGUUGGGGGUUUGAAUCCAGUGACUGUAGUAGCCAGUGUGCUGCUCCAAGAUGUACUUGACUCUUUACUAUUGCAACUUGGGCAUGAACAUAUGCUGCAUCAGCAAGUUGGGUGAACAAAUAGCUCAACUCUCUGAACUAUUUAUAACACCCCCUUCCAAACACCAAGGAAACCUCUAGGUUCUUCACUGCGUGUGGCAGUAUGGAGAUGUAAUUUACGGUCUACGCAAAACUACUCGACAAAUUUUCCUCUGCAAAUUUUCUGGAAAUCCGCACAAAUGUGCUCCAACAGUUCUGCGAGGUCAAAGAAGUGGUGGUCAUAAUGUGUAGUGUGUCUGGUUGGGGUUAAACAGGACGAAAGGAGGCUGGUCACCAACAGCGUUUGCACUGAUGUAAAUACAUUUCAGUUUCAACGUGCAGUCAUGUGACGUUUAUGUGUCAAACCCUUUCAAGAUUAAAUUAUAUUCUGAAUUUGAAGCAAUCAUGCUGAGUAUUCUGAUGCUGGAAUUGUCUUCCUCACUUUCAAGAUGUACAAUGUGAAGUAUGUCAAAUUUGAAGUUUGAAUGCAACACUGCUGCUUUAAUGAAGUCACUUUGGAACAA